AUGGCGACGGCGACGUCGACGGCGUCAGGGGCCGUGUCCGGGGGCGAGGUGGAUGUUUCGACGGACGCGGAGGUGGGGUCAUCGUCAUCGUCAUCGUUCUCCUCGUGCUCCGACAGCGACGACGGCGACGCCGGCGACGACAUCGACUUCCUGUUCGCCGAGCUCAUGGCCGAGGACAUCCCGGAGGCGGUGGCGGCGGCGGCGGCGGCGGCGGUAGAAGCCACCACCACCGCUGACCAGGAGCUCCUCCUGUACCUGGGCGGCGGGGACGGCGGGCACGCUCCCGUGUCGGCGGUGACCGACAUGGGCUGCGUACGCGCGAUUUGAUAUCAGUGAACCUGCCUGAAUCCCGUCAACCCCCCCCCCUCCCCCCCCCCCCCACCCUAGAGAUUUGUGUUAAGUUAAGGUAGGAAAACAAAGCUGUGACGCGAGAUGCGGAGGAAAGGGGUGCCCUCGGUAGUGUUAAGUUUUGUCAGUGGUGUGGGAUUUGUAUAUUUUUUUAGCUUAUUUUACCGCGACGGCGAGUGGCGUGAUUACGCGGUUUAAUUACAGGGGGGGGGGCGGGCGGGGCACCCAUGUUCGCAGUCUACCAUUAGCCGAAUUGAUAGUGCAGCAGUGCCGAACUCUCGUCGCGUUGUUUCGGUUGGUAGUGUAGUCUAGACCGGGCGGACCGAUUUCGUACACUCAAUCGGCUGCUGCUGUGCUUGAGCUUUCUGGUCUGGGAACGUGGAUACCGUAGCCAACCGUACAACCAGUUGUCGUGCGAACGUGGUAUUGUUUGUGUAUAGCAGUCGCCGAUGGGUGUGACACGGUGGGUGGUUGUUUCUUGUCUGUACUGGUUUGCACUCUAUAGACUCAUGCAUGUAGGGUACGAAAAAGUUGUGCGUUCGGGCGGGUGACGCCGAGUGUGAACAGUGUCUCUUUUCUUUUUUACGUGUGAAACUUGAAAUGAUGAAGAGACACAGGCAUAUGCAUACGUUCGUGCAACUAACAUAGAUGCCUAAAAUCCAUGCAGCCGUAAGUGGUAAGGGGGGGUAUCUGUCUUUGUAAAUGGAUCAAACUUUCUUGGGUCAUUUGCACCAUGUAUGGAAGUGCUUCCGUCGUCAUAUUACGUCGACGGUGGCGCUUGGUCUCUUGUAUGUUUAUGUACGAGAGACGAGAGUUUUGAAAGAAAAAAUAGGGGGAACUUUGCUAUUUGUUGGGGUAGCGGCAGCGAGUCAGGGACUAUUUUGCCGUUGCUCGCUGGUAGCGGCGUUGAGGGGUUGUUGUGUUUAUCUUUCCUUUCCUUUGGGAAGAUGGUGGAUCUCGAGAGCGUCUCUCUUCCCGAAUAUUCCCUCCUGUACGGAGAGGAGUAGACGGGUGGAUACGUUGCCUAUAUUGUGCGAUUUUGAGUGUGGGAGAGGCAGAGAGGAAGGGCGACAGAGCUUGCAACCUUGUGCAAGGAGAAACGAAGAUGAAA
Messenger RNA from Ectocarpus siliculosus, 1459 nucleotides. The record is from the annotation of a GenBank genome assembly. Lineage: Eukaryota; Phaeophyceae; Ectocarpales; Ectocarpaceae.